Molecule: messenger RNA, 2299 nt
Organism: Gasterosteus aculeatus aculeatus (three-spined stickleback)
Lineage: Eukaryota; Metazoa; Chordata; Actinopteri; Perciformes; Gasterosteidae
Product: putative glutamate receptor
Biological process (GO): monoatomic ion transport
Cellular component (GO): membrane
Molecular function (GO): ligand-gated monoatomic ion channel activity; signaling receptor activity
Source: RefSeq, a predicted model, not a curated record
UCACCAUAUAAACCCUCACUACAGUCCUCUGCACACAACCCUCCCCUGCGCCAUCGUGCAACACUUGUUGUGAAUUUCUUGCACAUUUUCCCAGUCUGCCCUCACACAAAGGUUUACAUUCACAUCCCAGCUGACGUAACUGAGAGUGGUGGAAACAUGAGGGACUGCGUGGCUUUGCUCUUCUGUGUGGCAGCUGUGACAGCAUGGAGAGUCUCUGCAGAUGCCAAGGAGUUAUCCAUCACCACCAUAAAGGAGGAGCCGUACGCCAUGAGCCGCGGCUCCGAGCUGGAGGGCUUCUGCAUUGAUCUGAUCUCUGAGCUCUCCAGGGAGCUGGGCUUUGAGUACAAAGUGAGCCUGGUGAAGGACAACCGCUACGGAGUCAAGGACCCCAGCGGCACCUGGAACGGCAUGAUGGGCGAAGUCAUCAGACGGGAGGCGGACCUGGCGGUGGCUCCGCUGACCCUCACUGCGGUUAGAGAGAUGGCCGUGGACAUGAGCACCCCCUUCAUGUACACGGGACUCGGCUUCAUCCUGCGCAGAGACCUGUCCUCUGAAGAGAGCAGCUUCAGUCUGCUGUCCCCCUUCUCCACCGACAUGUGGGCCGGUCUCCUCAUCGCCUUCCUGCUGACGGGUCUGUGCAUGUUCCUGGUGGGCAGGAUCAGUCCUGCAGAGUGGGCCGGGCCGGACACGGAGGAGCAGAACUUCACAUUGCUGCACAGCUUCUGGUACAUCACAGGAGCUCUCGCCCUGCAAGGUGCUGGUCCACACCCAAAAGGCCUUUCUGGACGUCUAGUCAGCGCCAUCUGGUGGUUGUUUGCUAUACUGCUUUUGGCCUGCUACUUUGGCAACUUCAACUCCAUGUUGCAUUCCAACAACAAACACGUCUCCAUCAAGACCUUUGAGGAACUUGCAAACCAGGACCUGAUGGACUAUGGCACUGUCGAGGGUGGAUCCACCACAGCUUUUUUUAAGAAUUCCAGAAACCCCGUGUACCGGCGCAUCUACGAGCACAUGGAGCGCAAGAAGAGCUUCGUGUCCAGCAUGGAGGAGGGCCUCCGCCUCGCCCAGGAGGGCAACUUUGCCUUCAUUGGCGAAGCCGUGUCCUUGGACUUGGCGGUGGCUCGCCACUGCCAACUGAGCCGCUCAGACGAGACCAUCACCAUGAGAGCCUACACCAUCGCAGCACCUCUGGGCUCCCCGCUGCUCAAAAACCUGACCAUCGCCAUCCUGAAGCUCAGUGAGUCUGGCGAGCUGACGCAUCUGCGACAGAAGUGGUGGUCAAGCAGCUGCGCCGCCGGCAGCAGGGCCAACACCUCCGAGGCCCUACGGCCUCACGACCUGCGGGGCCUCUUCCUGCUGCUGGGCCUGGGUCUUGGCGUCGGGCUCCUGCUGGCCUUGCUGGAGCUCCUAUCCGGAGCUCGCAACCAAGCAAAGGAUGGCAAGAAAUCGUGCUGCUCGGUGUUGACAUCAGAACUAAACCAGCGCUUUGGAAGCAAGGGGGGAAGUGCAGAAGGAGACGACUCAGGCAAAAGCAAAGCCUGAAGGAAACGUCCACAUGUUGGCUUUGGAUGGAUAGUUUGAGCUGAGUAGCGUGUUCCAUCAAACCCAGUAACUUUCUUUGUUUCCAUAGUAACGGCAUUUGUUGAGUGGUCCUGUCCGUGUUUUGUACUCCUCUAAAGGAAAAGCUUGUUGACCACAUGGGUAACAAUAACUAGCAGCUAUUUUAGUGUGUUAAAACAAACUAGCUAAUCACUGAUUUGUUUUUGAUGCCAGUGGUGGAUAUUAAAUAUCCACCAGCAUCCCUUACUUACUUCUUUCCAACUAUGAUGGAUUUAUACAGUUUAUAUUUGCUUGGAAGUUCUAAAUAAAUCCGACAAUGUCCAGAAUCGUCUUUUUUGGCAGCUGCGGUACAACUUUACUGUUAAUGUUGGAAGUUUAACUUCACUUUAGGAGAGCAAAACAUUAUCAAGACUUUAGAAUUAGAAGCAAACUUAAGCAAAGCACAUGUUUAAAGCUGCACUUUGCAAUCCGUGUGUGUUCACAUACUGGUUGGUAAAGAGAGCGAUUUAACCCUGUCAUCAUUCAGCCGUUCAUGCACUGUUCUCUGGAGCCAUCGGGAUGAUCGAAGUCAUACCAAUUCAUUCACAGCCGACCCAGAACAGAGCAGAGGAUCCAACCGCCGAUGAUCUGAUGGAAGGACACAUCCGUUGUGUCCGUUGCGGCCCAGCAUUUCCCAUAAUGCAUUGCGGGCCGAUGAGGAUGAAGAUAUCGAUAUACCAAUAAAUAUUUCCUACUUGAA